Cladophialophora psammophila CBS 110553 is the source of this 798-nucleotide messenger RNA. Its product is annotated as proliferating cell nuclear antigen. Bases 1 to 798 code for a protein of 265 amino acids. Gene Ontology annotation, biological process: regulation of DNA replication; leading strand elongation; mismatch repair. The transcript is spliced from 3 exons. Gene Ontology annotation, cellular component: PCNA complex. Gene Ontology annotation, molecular function: DNA polymerase processivity factor activity; DNA binding. Lineage: Eukaryota; Fungi; Ascomycota; Eurotiomycetes; Chaetothyriales; Herpotrichiellaceae. The record is from RefSeq and is a predicted model, not a curated record.
AUGCUGAAGAAGGUACUUUUCCAACCUCUGUUUCCAGACCAGUAUCUAAAAGCUUUGCAGGUUGUGGACGCUAUCAAAGACCUCGUCCAAGACUGCAACUUCGACUGCAAUGACUCCGGGAUCGCCCUGCAAGCCAUGGACAACUCUCACGUUGCCCUCGUUUCCAUGAUGCUCAAAGCAGAAAUGUUCUCUCCCUACCGAUGCGACCGCAACAUUGCCCUUGGCAUCAACCUCAAUUCCCUUACCAAAGUCAUCCGCGCAGCACAGAACGAAGACAUUCUCACCAUCAAGGCUGAAGACUCUCCGGACGUCGUCAAUCUCGUCUUUGAGAGCAGCGACACGGAUCGUAUCAGUGAAUACGAUAUUAAGCUGAUGGAUAUUGACCAAGAGCAUCUGGGAAUCCCUGACACGGAGUACUCGGCCACAAUUGAGAUGCCCAGUGCUGAGUUUCAGCGCAUUUGCCGCGACUUGAUUGCAAUGUCAGAAUCAGUGUCUAUCGAGGCAAGCAAGGAUGGCGUUCGCUUUUCGUGUCAAGGCGACAUUGGAAGCGGCAGCGUCACCAUUCGACAGAAUUCAUCCGUGGACAAGCCGGACCAAGAAGUCAAGAUCGCUCUAAGUGAACCUGUCUCUCUGACAUUUUCGCUCAAAUACCUUGUCAAUUUCUGCAAAGCAAGUAGCCUCUCUACGAAGGUCAAACUCUGCCUCUCCCAGGAAGUGCCUCUUCUGGUGGAAUACAACUUGUCGGGAAGCAGCUAUUUGCGUUUCUAUCUAGCCCCCAAGAUUGGUGAUGAUGAGUGA